This is a messenger RNA of Plasmodium berghei ANKA, 444 nucleotides long. The record is from the annotation of a RefSeq genome assembly. Lineage: Eukaryota; Apicomplexa; Aconoidasida; Haemosporida; Plasmodiidae.
AUGAUAUGGUUAAGUUAUAUGUUAAAAUAAAGAAAGAUAGGAAAAUAAAAAAGAUAAAUGAAUUUUAUGAAGAGAAUAAAGAAUAAAAGUAAUUAUAAUAAUUGUAAAAAAAUAAUAAUAAUUAUGAUGAUUGUAGUAAUUGAUUAAAAAAAUAAAAAGGGAUAUAAUAAUUUUAAGGAGUUUAUAAAAGGAAAGAAUGUUUUAUGAGUAUUAAUAUUAAAGAAAUGUAUAAAUUUUAUGGUGAAUUUAAAUAAUUAUGUAAAAUGUAUAAUGAAAUUGAUGAAAAAAAAAAAAAUGAAGAAAUAUUUAGAAAAAGAUAAGGAAUUUGUUGAAAAUAUAAUGAAAUUAAUAAAGUUUAUGAUAUUAAUGAAGAUAGUAAAUAUUAUAAAUUAUUGUAUAGAUUAUAAAAUGAUUAUAAUAAUUUUAAAAAUUAUUGUAAUAUAA